CCAAUGUGUUCAGAACAGACUGAUGCUGCAGCGCAGAGGUCUAGCCCUCGCUCUGACCAGGCCUCUGCUCAAGGUUCAGAUCCUAGGCCAGAGGACAAGACUUUCCGUCGCACAUCUACCACCAGAGUCAGAAGACAGCAGGGUACACCUGUGCAACGGUCCAGGUCUCUUUCCCCAACCAGCAGUGUGAGGGUGGGCAAUGGGAGGAGAGUGGAAGCAGAACAAAGAAUUCAAGACCUUGAAGAGCUGCUGCAACUGAAGACUGAGGAGAAUGAAGAGCUGAGGAAAGCUCAUAGUAAACGCCGUGAACGCCUGUGUUUGAUUCAAGCCAACUACAAGAGAGUCAGAGAUCAACUGAAAGAGAUGGAGAAGUCCAGUGGCUUGUCAGGUGGAAAGAUACAGCGUGCAGAGCUGUGGCAGCUACGACAAGAAAACAGUGAUGCUGUGUGGAAUGAGCUGGCCUACUUUAAAAACCUCACCAGAAAACUCUCCACUGAGAAAGCUGGCCUGGAGGAGGAACUGGACAUGCUGCGAGUGCAGGCUGCAAUGGACCGGGCCACAGUAAAGGAGCUCCACAUGUGUCUCACGAAUGAUCAUCAAGAAUUGCUUCAGCAAAUGGCAGAGGAGCAGCGGGUCAAAAGCAGCACUGCGAUUAAGGCUUCUCUUUCUUCAGGCCGAAUGGAACAGUCAUUUAAAAAGACUGAGCAGUUGGAGCAGAAAAUACUGUCACUGGAGGAGCAGACGGACAGGUUGAGAGAAGAGAAAGAACGGUUACUACAAGCCAACGAAGACUUGGCCCAAAACUGCUGCAGACUCCAAGCCUCCAUGAAUCAUCUGCGAACACAGGAGGCUGUCCUGGAUGAGGCGGCCCGUGCCCAGGCCCUGGCCCAGGAGGAUCAACACUGUGGUGAGAUCGUGGCUCUAGAAGUCCGGCUGGCCACGUCUCAAAAAGAGAUUACCAAGCUUCAUCAUCAGUUGCUCAAGCUGAGACAAGAGCUGGGGAUUGUCAGAGCAGCCAGGGACUUCUACAGGAAUCGUGCAGCAGGACCUGUACGGGCAUCUGGGAUUGCUAACGGCAUUAGCGGCAAGGUCAAAUUCAAGACAGCCAGACACAGAGGUCUUCUACACCAGCGCAGCCACCGAACAGUCAGCUCCAAUCAAGCCAUCAGCUGGCAAGGCCGCAGCCCCAGUCCCACUAAGGACGAGUGGGAGGACAUGAGUGUAGAUAGUGACAGUGGUGAGGAGUACUCCGAUAGUCUCAACAGGGUACCCUCUGGGACAGCAGCUCAUAGACAUCACACCUCUGGAAAGCCCUAUAGGUGUUCGCUGAUUUCAAACACAGAAGCAUCGGCAGCAGAAUCCAGGAAAAAUCAACGUGAUGUAUUUGGCCAAGAUGAUAAACAGCAUGAGCCCUGGGAGCCAGGGACAAGAGGAGAGAAACCAACGUGCCGGAGGAGGAAGAGGUUGUUGACGAAGACCCGGCACUGCUCCUCCUCUUCUCUGCAGCAGCGCGUUGAAUCUCUUCAGCGCCACAUAGACAUCCUGCAGAGUGCCAGGAAAGAUGCUCAGCUCUCAGCCAAAGAGCUGCGAAGGGCCAACGAGGUGAUCACGACACAGCUCAGCGCUCUCACCGAGCAACUCAGCAGCAGCAAGCACCUCACACAGAAACUGACCUCUGACCUGGCUGGCGUGGAGCAGCAGAAAAAAGUUUUGGAGAUGGAGCUCGAGCAGUGGAAGCGGAUUACAUUUCCUCCACAAACUGCACCACCACCACCACCACCACCACCAGCAGCAGCGGUAAACACUGAGUGUUCUUGCCAGGGCAGAACCAUGUCUGCCCCAGCUAACCCUGCCUCCCAUACCCUUGAGGCUGAGGUCAAACAACUUCAAGCCAAACUCAAGUGCGCGAGUGCCGAAGUCGCAAAGCAGAUGGCCACUAACAAAGCCCUGCGAGGCCAGCUCCAAGAGAAGGAGGACAAGCUCUGCCAGCUGCAAGACAAAGUGGGUCAUACAGAACGAAACAUCACCAUGAAAAGGCAGCUAGUGGAGGACUUGAGGACAAGGUUGAAGUUCCUGCAGGAGACGGAGAAAAGUUACCGGGAUCAUGUUGAGGAGCUAGAAAAGAAGGUGAAAACUUUAUCGGAAGAGGCCACCAACAGGAAAGCCUACAUUGAAUCUCUCAAGAGAAGGUUGAAUGUUGCAACAACAGACAAAAGUCAGUAUGAAACCUCCUGUGCAAAACUAAAAGAGGACCUUGAGAAAAAGGAGCAGCGAAUAAAAACCCUUCAGGGUCGUGUGGGAUCCAGUGAGCAGGCUUUGGCUGCCCUGGAACGGACCGCCACUGAGCAAAUGGAAGGGUUGACCCAGCAGAGCUCCCAAGCCUUGGAUAGGCUUCAGAGACAGCUUGGUCAGGCCUACUCCCAGCUGGAGCAGCUUCAUUGUUUCAUCAAGACCCUUGCCAGUGAAAUACUUUUAGAUGUUCAAGAGGUCAAGCAGCAGUUGAUAAGCAGGAGGAGGCUGAGGCAGGCCAGCUCUGUGGCAGCGAAGAGCGGCCUCUCAGCCAAGUCUAUGAUCAAAGCAAAGUCCAUUGCUGCAUCCAUCCUCAAUAUGUCAGAGAACGAUCUCGCAGACAUAAUGGAAACAGAUCAGAGCGCAGCAACCUUCACAGAGAGUGCCAGUGACCAGAAGUGGUUGGACCACCUAAACAUCAUUCUCCAGCAGAAGAUUCCCUCUGCCGGCCAGUUAAUGGAGGCUGUGCACGUGAAGAUGAAGGAGAGGAAAGUGCUGACAGAAGAGCUGGCCGCGCUCGCAGCACCAGUCAGCGAAAAAACCUGACUCCCUGGGCUGAGGCUGGGAAAACUGUCAUCCUCUUCUUUUCCUCCAUUCCUGGUUCUUUUUUCCUACCCUGUUCCUGCUCAGUGGGAGCCAAGCUGAGCCGGGGCAGCAGAACCAAUAUUUGUGAGAAAAGCGCCGUCGACUGGCUCAACGCAGCACCCCGACUUUUGUAAAUGAGCCCUCGACAUCUGUGUUAGCACUCAGAGCACUGUGUCUAUCAGCCAGGGCCCUUUAGUGCCAAACUAAUUUAAAGUGCAGCCACUCUCAAUGAAGACCCGGGGUAAUAAGGCAAAUGCUUACACUAAUGUUUUAAUUACACUUUUUUUUGUAAACUUUAUUUUACCACUCCCCUAAUUUAUUUGGCACCUUGAGGGCUUCUUAGUGUGAGAGUUGACCUUAUGUUGCCAAGCUGACAAAAGUAAAAUUAAGCACAAAGAAGUAAAUAUACAAAAAUUAAUAAUAAUAAUCAGCUUGUUUUGUAUCUUUUUUUUAAAUGAAGGACAAGGAUUUAUUUUUGAAGGACAUUCAGUGUUUACCUAACUAAACAUGCUAAACAUUUGUAGUUAUUUUGUUUACAAUAACUUUGUCAUAAUUUGUGAAUAAAAGUUAAUUUGUGCCGUA
Molecule: messenger RNA, 3456 nt
Organism: Austrofundulus limnaeus
Lineage: Eukaryota; Metazoa; Chordata; Actinopteri; Cyprinodontiformes; Rivulidae
Product: centlein
Biological process (GO): protein localization to organelle; centriole-centriole cohesion
Cellular component (GO): centrosome; centriole
Source: RefSeq, a predicted model, not a curated record